AUGUCUGAGAGACAACCGUCUAUCGAGCCCUCUGCUAUGAUGACCAGCAGCGCGGAUCGUAUGGCUGGUGAUGACCAUGCCGAAGUGCGCUACUUCACUAGCUACGAUCACCAUGGCAUUCACGAGGAAAUGCUUAAAGAUGACGUUCGCACGAGAUCGUACCGUGACUCCAUCUACCAGAACCGCCACGUUUUCAAGGAUAAAGUCGUUCUCGAUGUCGGGUGCGGAACCGGUAUUCUCAGCAUGUUCGCUGCUAAGGCCGGUGCUAAACAUGUAAUUGGUGUCGAUAUGUCGUCAAUCAUCGAAAAGGCUCGCGAGAUCGUCGAAGUCAACGGCCUGACCAGCAAGAUCACUCUUCUUCAGGGAAAGAUGGAGGAAGUUGAACUCCCCUUCCCCAAGGUCGACAUUAUCAUCUCUGAGUGGAUGGGAUACUUCCUUCUUUAUGAGAGCAUGUUGGACACUGUUCUUUAUGCGCGCGACAGGUACCUCAACCCCGGAGGCAAGAUCUUCCCCGACAAGGCUACCAUGUACGUGGCUGCUAUUGAGGAUGGUGAAUACAAGGACGACAAAAUCGGAUUUUGGGACAAUGUGUGGGGAUUUGACUACAGUCCCAUGAAGGAUAUUGCCCUUACAGAGCCCCUCGUCGACACCGUCGAGCUGAAGGCUGUUGUCAGCGACCCUUGCCCGAUCAUCACUCUCGAUCUUUACACCGUCAAGUCCUCGGACCUCGCUUUCAAGGCUCCCUUCUCGCUCCCGGCCAAGCGCAACGACUUUGUCCACGCUCUGAUUGCUUGGUUUGACAUUGACUUUACCGCAUGCCACAAGCCUAUCAGCUUCUCCACUGGCCCUCAUGCCAGGUACACCCACUGGAAGCAGACUGUCUUCUAUUUGCGUGAUGUCCUUACCAUGGAGGAGGGAGAAGUGCUCACCGGUGUGCUUGAGAACAAGCCCAACGACAAGAACAAGCGUGACCUCGAUAUCACCAUCAAUUACAGAUUCGAAACCACGGAUCCUGUGCGUUACGCCGAGAACGGCUGCUUCUACCGGAUGUGCUAA
Messenger RNA from Aspergillus chevalieri, 1056 nucleotides. It is a transcript of the gene rmtA, whose product is annotated as protein-arginine omega-N methyltransferase HMT1. The record is from RefSeq and is a predicted model, not a curated record. The transcript is spliced from 7 exons. Gene Ontology annotation, biological process: peptidyl-arginine methylation. Bases 1 to 1056 code for a protein of 351 amino acids. Gene Ontology annotation, molecular function: protein-arginine N-methyltransferase activity. Gene Ontology annotation, cellular component: nucleus. Lineage: Eukaryota; Fungi; Ascomycota; Eurotiomycetes; Eurotiales; Aspergillaceae.